This is a messenger RNA of Bipolaris victoriae FI3, 171 nucleotides long. RefSeq lists its product as hypothetical. The annotation marks the transcript as partial. Lineage: Eukaryota; Fungi; Ascomycota; Dothideomycetes; Pleosporales; Pleosporaceae. The record is from RefSeq and is a predicted model, not a curated record. The transcript has a single exon.
CUGACUCCACAUGGUUCCCGCCGGCCUCGAAGACCGACCCCGUUUAUCUGCUUCGGUUUCUUAUACGAGGCCUUGACCUCCAACAACAAGACCAUACUUCUACUACCCCAUCAGCCAAUUGACCAGUUCGGCUGCCUUGUCGCUGAUUCCUCACUCGAAACUUCCACUUAG